Marchantia polymorpha subsp. ruderalis is the source of this 2952-nucleotide messenger RNA. The record is from the annotation of a GenBank genome assembly. Lineage: Eukaryota; Viridiplantae; Streptophyta; Marchantiopsida; Marchantiales; Marchantiaceae.
AAGUCCUGAUUUUGGAACAGUCUUAUACACACCACGUUUCGCAUGCAAAAGCGUUCUUCGAAAUGAUGUCGGAUCCACUUCGAUCAGCUGAAGCUUCUCGCAGCAUGCUCCGGACUUUAGAGGAUUCUCCGAAUUACCAGAACCGCUAAAUACCUUUGCCAGAGCAGAGGGAAGCAGGAGGUUCCUUCGAGAGCCUGCAUGCCCAGUGCGAGACGAGCGAGAAUCGUGUGCAUGAAGAGCAGGAAUGUGUCCGUCAUAAACAUGAGGCUACGGCAAGUUGCGAAUUUUCCAUCUUUCCGGUCAUCUGCUUGUGUGCUGCUUGUUGCAGAGACUGGAAUUCUUCUCGUGAGAAAUGGCAGUCUACAUCCCGAAAGUGGAAAGAAGUAGUUACGCGGGGUUCCUGAAGGGGGUUUCGACCAAAGAAGCGGGACUUGAGGACGAGAAAGCUCGACGUGGUUCGAACGGAUAUCACGUUCUCGCACCGCGCGGUGGAUCCCGUCGUGGUUACGGAAGCGAUGGGCAUUUCUGGUCGCCGGAAGGACCGAUGGGAUCCACGUGAAGCGUCGGGAGCUCGAGGCAGGACUGCUGUCGGAAGCUGCUGCAGGUUCCUCAAGUUGCGCUCGCUGUCUCGUCUUUCCACAAGUGCGCCAUGUCAGUGCGAGGGAUCCUCGCGUUAGACCGAUCCGAUCACGGCACAUCGUAGUGGCACGAGGUAGAUGAUGACGCGGCAGUACCGAUUGGUAUCAGCCGAUGCGAUGAGGUGCAACGACGACUGCUGCUCCCGUGCAGCGACGAGAUCAGGGCCGGUUUGUCUCGUGACCCGAUCCCAGAGUCCUUCGCGAUACCUUCUGUCAGGAAUCGUUUUCUCAUUCUGUCUCUGACCCGGUAUCAGGGUGCUUUCAGGUUGAAUUUCGACCGUAUCAAUCGAGUUCUUCUCCUCUCUCUCUCUUUCUGUCUCGGGAGUCAAAGUGUGGGGUCAGGGUGCGUAGCUGUUCUUCGGGCACGGGAGGGAGAAGGGGAUACGAUCGCUGUCGCCGCUUUUCAGGUUGUCAUGGUUGCUGUUUGGUGGGUUUGUGCAAUUGGGAACGCAUCGAAUUGAAUGCUCGUGGGCGGAGGCAGUUUGGCUUUCGCACCGCUGAGCAUCUCCAGAACUCGUGUCGGGAGUCUACGGGGAAUUACACCGGUUAGUUGCGAGAAAAGCUCACGCAAUUUCAGGACGACUUCCAGUAUCUGUGGCUGAUUGUGUGGGACAUUGAGAGGAGAUGGAGUAAUGGCCGGUCUGCCAAGACUUUGCAUGCGUAGGUAGGGUAUCUGUUCGGCAAAGUUGACCUGUGCUUUGUGAAACUCUUCAGCAUCAAGGAGAAUAUCAUGGCGACAGACCGACAUUUUCCUAACACCCUAGCGGAUUAUAAACCCCUAGCGCACAGGGAAGAAGAAUUGCCCGAGUCUCAAUCAAUCGGGCCCUUGGUUGCUUUUGCGUCAACAGCAGACGAGGAUGUAGUGGUGAAGGUUCCGCCUUCAUUCCGAGAGCAUCUGUUUCCAUCUCCAGAACUUUUCCUCAAGGCAGCGCUUGAGCUUAGAAACGAGGUUGUACAGUCUACAUGGAGGCGUAAUGGCCCACGUGUAAACGAUCCUACCAUGUAUGUGGGAGUGUUGGGGACUGCAUUUUUGUGCUUGAAGGUGUACUUAUCCACUGGGAGCGAAGAUGAUCUCGUUCAGUGCAUGGAUAUCGUGGAUGCCUGCUGUGCUGCAGCUCAGACGAUGAGACCAUAUGUUACAUUUCUUUGCGGACAGCCAGGAAUUUAUGCUUUAGGUGCUGUUGCUGCGAAGUACAAGGGAGAUGAGACUCGCAUGAAUCACUACCUGCGACUCUUUGAUGAGGUCUCAAAUGAGAGAGCUCUUUCAGUCGGCCCAGCAGAGGGUGGGCUUGGAAUGCCCUAUGAACUUUUGUACGGACGAGCUGGCUUUCUCUGGGCAGCCCUGUUCAUUAACAAACAUGUGGGCGAGGAGACUGUUCCUUGGACCACGACGGGACCGAUUGUAGAGGCAGUGAUGCAAGCUGGACGAGCUGGAGCUGCUCAAACAAAAUGCCCGUUGAUGUACCAAUGGCAUUGUACACGUUACUGGGGUGCAGCUCAUGGUCUUGCGGGUAUCAUUAACGUCCUUCUACAUUUUCCCUUAUCUCAAGAUGCGGCAGAUGAUGUGAAAGGUGUAUUGCGCUACAUGAUUAAGAAUAGAUUCCUGAGAGGGAAUUAUCCAUCUAGCGAAGGCAAUAACAGGGACAGACUUGUCCAUUGGUGCCAUGGUGCUCCGGGGAUAGCUUUGACUUUAUGCAAAGCUGCACAGGUUUUCCCUGAGGAGGAAGAAUUUCGAUCAGCUGCGUUGGAGGCUGGUGAUGUCGUGUGGGAACGGGGUCUGUUGCGUCGCGUAGGAUUGUGUCAUGGAGUAAGUGGGAAUGCCUACGUAUUUUUGGCUCUACAUCGUUUGUCGGGUGGUAAGAAGCACUUGCAUAGAGCAAAGAUGUUUGCAGGUUUCCUUCACGACAGAGCAUUCUCCCUGAUUUCUACUGGGGAAAUGCAUGGCGGUGACCAUCCGCACUCGCUCUUUGAAGGAUUGGCAGGGACUGCAUGUCUGUGGCUGGAUGUUGCUCAGCCGGCGAAUUCUAGGUUUCCAGGAUACGAAAUUUAGACUUAGACCUUUAGAACUGGGGAAAAACUGUAUUCUACUGAGUUAAUGCGCCAAAGAAGUUGGCAGACGUCACAAACUUGACUAGAUAAAGUAAUUACAUACAUUUUUUAGAAAGGUGAGGACCCCAGAGGUGCUCAGGUGGAAUUUGGGGAAAUGUAAUUAGUUUCUUUCUGCUAAAAUACGAAUGUAAAUGAUCCCCUCUCCACUUUAAUAUGGGGACGCGAGGUUGGAUCCUCAUAGUAAAUGCAAAGUUUUAAGAAUGCA